This is a messenger RNA of Striga hermonthica, 1179 nucleotides long. Lineage: Eukaryota; Viridiplantae; Streptophyta; Magnoliopsida; Lamiales; Orobanchaceae. The record is from the annotation of a GenBank genome assembly.
AUGGUUCUAAAGAAAUGGGAGAUUUUUUACAAAUUCCGGCUGCCAGAAGGGCUGGUCGUGGUGGCCCUGCUGGCGGUUGCCGCCGUUUAUCUGAAUCGGGACAUUAGUUAUUGGAAAGUCGUGAAAAAGAAUUUGACGGCCGUGAAAGAAGAACAAACGGUAAAAUGUGAUCUUUCUACGGGGAGAUGGGUUUAUGACAACGUGUCGUACCCUCUUUACAAGGAGGACGAAUGUUCGUUAGGCGAGAAUUUUUUCGCAUGCGAAAGGUUCAAUGCCAUUGCAUUAUUGGAGAAAUUGAGGAAUAAAAGGCUUGUGUUUGUUGGGGAUUCUCUUAAUAGAGUGCAAUGGAUUUCUAUGGUUUGUUUGAUUGGCAAAGCAAUUCCUGGUGGGCCCGAGUCUCGUGUACACAACGAUGGCAGCAGUUUAUUAACUUUCACGGUUAAAGAAUACAAUGCGAAAAUAGACUUCUAUUGGGCUCCAUUAAUGGUCGAGUCCAAUUCCGAUGAUAUAGCAAACCAUCGGGUAGUGGAUCGCACGGUAAAAGUCGAGGCAAUCGAAAAACACGGCCGCCAUUGGGCCGAUGCCGAUUUUCUGGUUUUCAACAGCUAUCUUUGGUGGCGCCAAUUGCCCAAAAUGGAAGUCUUAUGGGGCGCCUUCAAUAGUUCAGAUGGGAUAUAUAAACAAGUGGACAUGCAGCGGAGCUAUGAAAUGGCCCUUAGAACGUGGGCCGAUUGGUUGGAAUUUCACGUCAAUCGUUCCAAGGCCCAAUUGUUUUUCAUGAGCAUGUCCCCAAUUCAUGAAAAGGCUGAAAAAUGGGGAAAACCCGCAGGACAAAACUGUCACAUGGAGACACAUUUAAUAACCAAAGAAGGCUACAUAGGAAAUGAAGAAACAGACACUAACAUGAUGACAACAGUUGAAAAAACAAUAGAUGGGCUUCAAAAAAGAGGUCUCAAAAUCCAAAUGCUCAACAUUACAAAGCUCUCCGAGUACAGAAAAGAUGGCCACCCUUCGAUUUUUCGAAAACAAUGGGAACCUCUAACCGAGUCGCAGAUUUCGAACCCUAAAUCGUACGCAGAUUGCAUACAUUGGUGUCUGCCUGGAGUUCCCGACACGUGGAACGAGCUAUUGUACGCUUACAUAGUCGAUGAUGUAUUGCACGUCGAAAAAGUGAAUUGA